Molecule: messenger RNA, 716 nt
Organism: Anopheles stephensi (Asian malaria mosquito)
Lineage: Eukaryota; Metazoa; Arthropoda; Insecta; Diptera; Culicidae
Product: ATPase inhibitor A, mitochondrial
Exons: 2
Coding region: 241-474 (77 amino acids)
Biological process (GO): negative regulation of ATP-dependent activity
Cellular component (GO): mitochondrion
Molecular function (GO): ATPase inhibitor activity
Source: RefSeq, a predicted model, not a curated record
AAGCUUCGAUUUAAAAUUAAAUCCCUUGAUCUUUCUCACAGAAAACGAUCCGACGGUAUAAACAGUGCGCGACUCAGUCUCCCAGUGCAUCAGCGCAUCUCGGAACGCAAUCGUAGCAACACACUGUCAACAAAGGCAUCCGAAAAGCGGAAAACAGUGAGCCCACUUUAUCAGAUAACACGUGCAAAGUAUGAAGUUACGUAAGAACCCGGCAAACAUUGCUGCACCUUCUCUCGCACUAUGUACAGAUUAGCGAAAAUGAGUCAAGUCGGAGAAAUGGGAAGUGGCGCCGGUAAGGGUGGCGGUGGCGGUGGAUCGAUCCGCGAAGCUGGUGGAUCGUUCGGCAAAAUGGAAGCAGCCCACGAAGAGGAAUACUUCUACAAGCAGCAGCGUGAGCAGCUGGCUAAGCUAAAAUCGACAACCGACAGUACCGGGGCCGGGGCAACGAAACCGAGCGGCGAUGGCCAAAAGUAGAUUGUUAGCGUUAGCGGCUUACCUUUGUUUACCUUACCGAAGCUAGCGAUUCCUGUCUGGUGUAGCAUCUGACCAUAGAUCGACAGCUCCUCCAGCGUAGCGGACACUUCGUACGACUCCCGGCGACGAUAUGGAUGGAUGUUGAAAUGCUCGAAUAUGUUGCGCCAGUCACCGUAAAUGGCGAAAUUUUUCUCAUCAAACACACAUUGAUCGAACAAUAUAUCCCUCUUGAUGGAACUGUA